CGCCCCACCCCUCGACGACAUCAUCACCACCGCUUCACCUCAAUCAGGAAGCACGGAUACGCUGUUUUUCUUUCAGGUUUUUCAUAACUAACGGAGACUCUGGUAAAAGCUUUAACCGAAAACAAACCAGAGGAGGGUACAAAAAAAAAAAAAAAAAGGGGGGCGCUUUUAUGAACGAUGCUGUAGGGGGGAAAAAUGAUUCCACUGUGAACCACUGCUGUGAGAAGACUUACAGUUUUGGUUACAUCCAGUGCAGGACUCAGCUGUGGAUGUAUUUGACACAGACCAAACGGAGAAGGCCUCUGUCAGCAGCAUGGGACAGCAUCUAGGAAAGAGGGAGUCACACACAGACAGCAAGGCUCCGUCACCUGAACCCAAAGCAGCAGCAGCAGCAACAACAACGGUAGCAGCAGAGCCUGAAUCACCAGAUGAAGUUUUUGGCCUGGUCGAGGCAGAUGCAAAGCAGAACAAUGGCUGCGUCUCGGAGAAGCCGGCGGUGACUGACUCCACGGGCGCUGAGGGCCCCCACCAGCCCUGGACCCCCGCCAGCACAGCUGACCCUGACGCCGCCACGCCACGCCCCCACCUGGUCCGCCUCUUCUCCCGAGAUGCCCCGGGCCGGGAGGACAACACCUUCAAAGAGCGACCCUCGGUAUCGGAUGAGCUGCAGACCAUCCAGGAGCACAGCGGAGCGGCUUCAGAGUGCGGGUCGGAGAGCCCCGAGCAGGACUUAGAAUAGGCUGACAUUUUAUUUUUUUUUUGUUCCUUCCCUCUUCUUUCUUUUCUCUCUUCCUCUUUUGAGCUUUGCUCUCUCAUCUAAGGGAGAGACCA
Fundulus heteroclitus (mummichog) is the source of this 831-nucleotide messenger RNA. RefSeq names its product myelin basic protein. The coding region runs from base 314 to 739 and encodes 141 amino acids. The transcript is spliced from 4 exons. The record is from RefSeq and is a predicted model, not a curated record. NCBI's taxonomy places the organism in Eukaryota, Metazoa, Chordata, Actinopteri, Cyprinodontiformes, Fundulidae. Gene Ontology annotation, molecular function: structural constituent of myelin sheath.